GUCGAUUGAUUAACGAUGGUUUCGAUACUUUGGUCUCAGUUGAGAUCGAUGUUGAUCAAAGGUCAACUGGUUCGACAACGACAUUUUAUAAUCACUCUACUUGAAUUGUUUCUUCCCAUUUUAUGUGUUCUUAUUCAAUUGAAUAUAAAAGAUGAACUUCUAGACAUCGCAGGAGAAGCAGUCCAGAGGAUGACCUCUCAUGAUGAUAUGGACUCCAAAAGUGACCAUUAUUUCAAUCAGACUUUCAUCUGUGAUUAUGAAUCAAAGACCUUUUAUUAUACCUCCCGUGAUCCAGUGGUCAGUCAAAUUUGGACUCCAGAAUAUUACACUUGUGACAUAGACACAUUGUUACUUAAUACUUCGGACCAAGUGAUUUACGCUUGGGGAACGGUCAUGAUGAUACCGUUCGUGAGUGGAUCGGUUAAUAAUGUUGCUCUUUUUUUCGACUAUUUUGACCCUGAGAAAGCGAAUGUAUCUUACAUUGUAGGUGGUCACUCGAUCGACUAUGCUCGACCAUGGGGUCAACCUAAUUAUAAAACUUACGAUGAUUAUAUAAGAGCACAAUCGAUUGUGAAUAUUUUAUUGGCCUAUUAUCCGAAUCAUAAUGAUCUGACUACUGAAGAUUUUCAGUACUUUUAUACUACUAAACUGUUCAAUGAGGGUAACCCUUUGAUUGAUCGAACGACUAAUUCGCAUGAAAAUUAUUUUAUUGAACAAAUUCGUAGAUUAGUCACUUCUUUGCCCUUUUAUAAAUCUUAUGUUUAUAUUGAGAUUGGAUUUCUUUUCUUGUCAACUUUGAUCAUUCGUCGGAUUGUCCAAGAAAAAUGUACCAAUACAAAGGAGCUAUUGAGGAUCAUGGGACUGAGCGAUCUAACUUAUUGGUUGUCACACUUCAUCAAUUAUUGGCUACUUUCCGUUUUCCAUGGAACAAUAAUUACGAUUCUUUACUCGAUGCAUGAUGAGAACCCAUUUUCUGGUUGGAAUCCGAGUCUAUUCUGGUUCAAUUAUGUUACGAAUAGUGUGACCACAAUCCUUUUCUCGUUUGCCAUGACCCCAAUUCUUUCUGGUCCAAUCAUCGGUAUGCUGGUUGUUGUCGUCGUAAGAGUUAUUUUAGCAUAUUUACCAUUUCAUGCAUCAGCUGCUACAGUCGGGAUGUCACCCAAAAUUUGGGCUAGUCUACAGCCCAGCGGUCAAGUAUUCUUUUCAAUUUAUGAUUUUCAUCUUGGUCUGGACAAAGAAGGGGUUAAAUGGGCACAUGUGUUCUCAUCCACUGGAAUGUCCGAUACCUUAGACCUUUGGUUAAUCUAUUUGAUAACAAUCUUUUCAUGGUUCCUUUACAUUGUACUGAUUUGGUACCUCGACGCUGUAUGGCCAUGGCAAAAUGGAACACCCAAACCUUGGCAUUUUCCAAUUUCUCAAUUUUUUCCAUACACAAGGAUAGAAAUUGGUUCAGCAUCAACAAGAAUUGGUGAAAGUUCAAAUGAAAAUAACGAAAGUGAACCAGUAGACUUAAUUUCACAAAUUCGAUGUGUGAACUUGUACAAAUCAUUUAGCUCUAGAAAAUUUGUAGUCGAUGGACUUGAUCUAAAUAUUUACAAGGGUCAAAUAACUGUUCUCUUAGGUCAUAAUGGUGCUGGUAAAACGACCACAAUGUCCAUGAUCACUGGAAUAUUAAAACCUUCGUCUGGUAACAUUUAUGUCAAUGGAAUUGAUGUUCAUAAGAAUACGGUAGCUGCUCGUCGAUGUCUCGCUUUGUGUCCUCAACAUGAUUUACUAUUCGAAGAUCUCACUGUUCGAGAGAAUCUAGAGCUUUGCGGUGGACUUCGAGGAUUAAGUCGACAGGUCAAGAAAGAACUAAUUCCAUUGAAUAUGAAACGAGUAAAUUUAACAGAAAAAUCAAACACAUUAGCCAGUAAUUUAUCGGGUGGAAUGAGACGUCGUCUUCAAUUGGCCUUGGCUCUUUCGACGGCAUCAGAAAUAUUGAUUCUCGACGAGCCAACAUCAGGUUUAGAUCCAGAGUCUCGAAGACAAUUGUGGGAUCUUUUGUUAGAACUGAGAAAAGACUUGACAAUAUUAUUGACAACUCAUUUUAUGGAAGAAGCUGAUGCAUUGGGAGAUCGUAUAAUUAUCAUGGGCUCAGGAAAAGUAAAAUGUUCAGGAUCAUCGAUGUUUCUUAAGAAACAAUUCGGAGCUGGGUAUAAAAUUAGAAUCGCGAAAGACGCAGAUGCUUAUAAUCCUGAUCAAUUAUCAAACGAGAUUCUAAGCUAUUUCGAAUCUGCAGAAAAAGUCAGUGAAACAUCUCAAGAGAUCAUCUUUCAGCUCGGUUCAAACAGAGACGAAGAAUCAUCAUCCUCUCUUAUGGAUUUAUGCGAAUCUCUUGACGGUGACCUUUCCUCUUUUGGCAUUACUUCUUAUAGUAUAUCGUUAACAACGCUUGAAGACGUUUUCAUCAAGGUUACUGAAAAUGAUGGUGAAGGCAGAAAGAUGUCAAUAUCAAUGGAGGAUAAAUUGUUUGAAGUGGACAAGAUACAAGACUAUCAGAAAUCAACUGGAUUAUCCUUAAUUAUCCAAAGAUCAAGAGGGUUAAUUAUGAAACGUUUUCAUUUUACCAAACGACAUUUUAAGACAAUCGGCUACUCCAUCAUUGGCCCAGCGAUAUUAUUUUUCUUUACAUUUUUCGCUUCUCGAGGUGCUAAGAACGCAAUUGUAAAUAUAGACCAUGAUUAUCCUGAACCAAUACCUAUGGACGUUAAAAUGUUUUAUGGAUCUGAUGCUAAGUCCAUAAUCCGAGCCUCGUUUAAUAAUUAUUCACCAUUUAUUGAUUCUUAUCGCCAAAUUAUGAGUGAAUCUGGAAUCCAAGUGAUUGAAAUCAACUCUUCGAUUUCAUUAGAUGAUUAUUUUAAAACGAGUUCCCAAAAUCGUGAACAGUUCAUGAGAGAAAAUAUCUUUGGUAUUAUUGAAGAUUCAUCGAAACCAAGAGGAUUCGCUGCUUGGCUUAACCCGAAAGCGGCCUUAUCUCUACCGUUGUCAAUCAGUGCCUGGCAAAAUGCACUGAUACGUAGUCUUGGUGAUGGAAAACGGAAUCAGUCCAAAGUCUCAGUAACUUACAAAUCGAUGCCCAAUCGACAUACUUUUGAACCUUUCUUAGCAAUGGGUUUGACUAGAGCUGUAUCAGCCGUUUUCUCCCCCAUUGGCUUCUGUCUGAUCGCUGCUACUUACUUCCUGUUUCCAUCAAUCGAGUCUCAGAAUAAGUUUAAUUUAAUCCAGAAAAUGAACGGUAUAAGCCCUUCGAUGUUUUGGUUAAGUCAUUACACUUUCGAUUUCUUUUAUCAUCUAAUUGUAACAAUUGUUAUUUUCAUUUCGAUUAUGCUUGUUGAUCAAACUCUACUGGCAUCGAUUCAGGCUACUACAUCUUUCUUCGUUUUAAUGGUACUUUUUGGUCUCGCAUCGAUCCCAUUAUUUUAUAUUUUCUCAUUUUUACCUUUGAAACCUGAUCGAGGGUUUUCAUUAAUUGGAGCGAUUUCACUCAUUGGUACUCUUGUCGGUUCAGGAUUAGCAUCUUACAUGACGGUGUUGAAGGAUGAAAAUAUAGCCGAUUAUGUGAGAGCUGGAUGCUUAUUUCCACCCUUCGCAGCCUCUUUUGGACUUUCGAAAAUGUAUUCCUCUGUAACUUUAGAGCUAAACUGUGAAGGUGCUUGUACUCAUGGGAAUAUUGUCUCUCGAAUAUUUUGUUGUGAAACUGAUUUGAGUUACAAGCAAUUUAGUAUUUUAUCAACUGGAAAUCGUGGAAUAAGGACUGAAAUAAUCAUGCUUAUGAUUGACGCUAUUGUUUAUACAUUAUUGCUUAUCCUUCUUGAUGCUAAUUUUCAUCGAUUUAAAUAUUGCUACAAUUGUGUAAGGAAAUUAUUUUCUCGAAAACGAAAGUCACAAAAUGGUGUUGAAGAUGAAGAUGUAGUACGAGAAAGAGAUCGAGUAAAACAAUUGAUUGGUUCAAAUGGAAUACGAAAUGAAGCUUUAAUUGUUGAUGGUUUAACUAAAGAUUUUGGUUCAUUUCGAGCUGUUGAUAUGAUUACUUUCGGUGUACAUAAAGCAGAGUGUUUUGGUUUGUUGGGUGUUAAUGGUGCAGGUAAAACAACAACAUUCCGAAUGUUAACUGGAGAUAUUAUGGUUACUUCGGGAGAUGGUUAUGUGGGAGGAUAUUCAUUGCGAAAAGAUUUACUCAAUUUCCAACAAUCAAUAAGUUAUUGUCCACAAUUUGAUGCGCUACUUGACAAUUUAACUCCAGUGGAAAGUUUAAUGUUAUUUGCACGAAUCAGGGGAAUGCCUGAAAGUAAAGUAAAGGAUAAUGUAAAUUAUAUAAUUGAAUCAACUGAUUUAACUUCAUUCGCCAACACAUGUAAUCAGAAUCUAAGUGGUGGUAAUAAGAGGAAAUUAUCAUUGGCCAUUGCAUCUAUUGCUAAACCAGAGGUGAUUUUCUUGGAUGAACCAACCACAGGUGUAGAUCCAGCAUCGAGACGGAAAAUAUGGUCCACAUUGAUUCAUCUUCGUGAUACAAGUGGAUCAUCAAUUGUACUAACCAGUCACUCUAUGGAUGAAUGUGAAGCCUUAUGUUCACGAAUCGGUAUAAUGGCUCGAGGCAAUUUCAAGUGUCUUGGUUCAUCUCAACAUUUAAAAGAAAAGUUUGGACUUGGAUUUACAUUGAUAAUUAAAAUGACUCAAUCCAAUCAACAAUCCAAUCAAUCUGUCCAAUCCAAUCAACAAUCACAAUUGGAUAAAAUUAAAAGAUGGAUGGUCGAGAAAUUCCCUUCGUCCAUUUUGAGAGAUGUUCAUCAAACUAUUCUUCAUUAUCAUAUAACGGACACUUCACUUCGUUGGGGUGAAAUGUUGAGGUGUUUAGAUGAAGCAAAACGAUUAUUGCCCAUUGAAGAUUUUACUUUAACUGGAACAACAUUAGAACAAAUUUUCUUAUCAUUUGCUAAGCAAACUUAACUUUAAUUAUUCUCAUUACAGUUUCAUAUUUUAACGUCAAUUUUUUUGUAAACCCAUCUAAUCAAUAAAAAUCUAAGACUCACUAAGAUCCAUA
This is a messenger RNA of Panonychus citri (citrus red mite), 5083 nucleotides long. RefSeq names its product phospholipid-transporting ATPase ABCA1-like. Gene Ontology annotation, biological process: transmembrane transport; lipid transport. NCBI's taxonomy places the organism in Eukaryota, Metazoa, Arthropoda, Arachnida, Trombidiformes, Tetranychidae. Gene Ontology annotation, cellular component: membrane; intracellular membrane-bounded organelle. Gene Ontology annotation, molecular function: lipid carrier activity; ATP hydrolysis activity; ATP binding. The record is from RefSeq and is a predicted model, not a curated record.